GUAAAGGGUACCUGCCAAAGUAAGAAUAUUUUUUAAUGUUAAAACUUGUUAUGGAUUUUGUGUAAACAAUACUGUCCUUUCAACAUGACUGACGACGAUGAGAUAGAGGUGUUUAUAUCUGCCUAUGCAGAAAUUUCAAAAGAUUAUAUCAGUCGUUUUGAAUUUCCUAAUCAAGAAUGUGUUCAACAGUAUCUGAAAAGUGUGAGUGAAAAGGCUGGUGCAGAGUUGAUUUCUCACUGCAAUGAUACGAAAGAUAAAACUUUUACCGUUAAGGGACCCUGGAUUUCUGUUAAUCGUGCUCGAUCUUUUCUCCAGAACUUUCUCACGACAUUUGACAGUGGAGAUCUCCGAAAUAUAGAGAUUAAUGAAGCUGAAGAUGACAUGAUAAGUGAAUCAAAGAAUUAUGUCCAAAAGGAUGAUGUCUCCCCACAAAAUAAAGGGGGUAAUGGAGCAGUACCAAAGCCAAUUGUUAUGUAUGAUGGUUUGGAAAAAGAGGAUAUUUUAGAGAACCAAUAUAGGCAAACACCAUUGAAACGAAUUGGAAAAGCCUUGAAGAAUGCCUAUAGCUUUUCUAAUAAACACCCAGCCAUAACAAAUGAUAACAGUGAGCCUGCUGUUGCUGAAAAAGUUCCAAAAAUCACACUGACAAAAAUCAAGGAUGAUCAAGUUAUUCCAAAAGAUGAAGAUGGACAGAUGCAAUUAGAAACUGCCGAUGAGAAUGACAAUGAAGAUGAUGAUGAUGAUGAUGAUGAUGAAAUUGCUGACGAAAGAAACCUGUCUGACGCUGAUUAUGAUCCGCCCGAUAUUAAAAUUAAGAAAACGCACCAUCGUAAGUCUUCAGCUACUAAAAAGCCACUAAGACCUCAAAGAAAAAGAGUAUCACUUAAGAAGGUAGCACUGAAAAAGACAGUUCAAACAAGAAGCUUAAAAGACAGAAAAGAAAAAUUUGAUCCAAUUAAGUCCAAAAUAGAAGAACCGUUAGUUAAGUUUUCUAAAAAAGUUGUAAAAAUGGAGGAGAGUGAAACAGAUUCUAAGAUUAGAGUCCCGUCCCAACUGAGUAAAAGAUCGAGGAAAACUAAUACUCAGCACCGACGACGGCUAAGUGAUGAUGAUUCUGUUGACUAUCCGUGUCCAGAAUGUCCAUAUUCUGCAAAAAAGAAAUCAGGUUUGAGAGAGCACAAGCGACGCCUUCAUAGAACUAAAGACUUCGCAUGUGAUAAAUGUGGUAAAAUAUUUGGUUUUGGUAAAGACUUGACCAGGCACAAAAAAUCCCACGAAAAACCUCAAAACUGUUGUGAUAUAUGUGGCAAACUCUAUAAGGGCAUAAGAACAUUGGCAGAGCACCGUAAAACUCACGAUGACGGGUAUGAAAAACCGGAGUUCCAAUGCGAUUUGUGUGACAAAUCCUUUAGUACUAAAUAUGUCUUGGCAUAUCAUAUUAAAUCAGAUCAUCUUGGAAUGAAAAGAACAUAUCUUUGCCCAACAUGUGGGAAAAGUUUCUCCCAAAAACAUUCUUACUUACAGCAUGCAAACGUUCAUUUAGGUAUACGACCCUAUAAAUGUGAACUCUGUGAUAAAACUUUUGCCUACGAAAAGUCCCUCAAAGAACACAAAUUUAUGCAUGAUAAUAUUCGUAGAUUUAAAUGUGACUUGUGUGAUAAAAGUUUUAGACAAACGUCGGCUUUAGCCAUACAUGCUCGUAUUCACAAGGAGAAAAAAGAUUAUGUUUGCUCUUCUUGUGGCAGAGGAUUCAGUCAGAAACAGGCCUUAAAAAGACACGAGAGAAUUCAUUUGGGGGAAAAACCUUUUGUUUGUGGUUUGUGUAAUAGGAACUUUACUGAUGCCUCAGUACUUCGACGUCACAUGAUACUCAUUCAUAAAAAGGAACCGAAGAAAUGGCGAGAAGACACAGUUUCUCAUGUAAAAAGAGCUCAAUAUUUUAUUGAUGUACUGAAUAAAAAUGUGGAGAAAGAAACAGGAGAUGGUGAUAUGUUACUAGAAUUUGAGCAAACAGAAAAAUUUGUUAAUGAUGAUGAAAAUCAAGCAGAGACUGAAUAUGAUGAAAAGAAGGAUGGAACCGAUAUGGAUGACAGGCCUGUUACUGAGGAAGGAAUUUCUAGUGAGAAACAGGCUUUUCAACCAGAUACUAACUAUAUACUUCCAUUACCAUUAAUAACGCCACAGAAUCCUGGAACUGUCAACAACUUUAUGAAUCCUCCCUUUGAUCCUGUUGCCAUGUUUUCUCAGCAGAUUACCCCCGGAACAUAUAAUCAACAUUUUAUAAGUCACACUGGUACCCUUCAUACCCUAGAAACCCUUCAACCACAGCAUCAGCCACAGUAUUAUCCUGCAAACUUUAAUGUUGAACCAACUAAACAGUAUGAACAAAACCAACCAAAUCCAGAUAUUUAAAAAUAUAAUCUGAUGAAUAUUAGCAUUUAAUACAUAAAAAUUCAAACUAUAUCAACUAAUAGUUUAGCCAAACAAUUGUUAAUAUCAGAUAUAUUAAGAAACCUUUUUGUUUACAUACUGUAUAGCAGCAACCGAUUGUUCAACCCCUCUGUUUGUGCAUCUUUAAUAUAAGGCUUGAUCUCGCUUUAACUACGUACAUCUUAUCAAGGCUUCAAGUAAUACCUCCCAGAUUUCAGCACUAUCUGAUUACUCGAUCAUCGCAAAUAUCAACUCUCGCACUCUCCAGCUAAAAUAUUUACCUGUGAUAAUCGAGUUGCAAAGUUCAAGGUUUGUUCAAUGUCAAGGUUUUCAUGAAGGUUACUAUGUCACAACCUCUGACUGAUUGGACGCUACUGUCUGCACAUAACGUAGCUAUAAGUUCAUGAAUCAUAAAGUAAUUUAGCAACGUCCAGAUAUUAUAAAACUUACAGUCGUUGCUUCAGGAACAUGCUGUUUGUGUGGAUCACCCAAGUCAAUUGUUGCAUAAUUUUAGGACUUGUACAUCUGUUUAUUAUUGCAUUUUACACACAUUGAAAGAUAUAUUAAUUUAUAUAGAAGUUAUUCAUUCAACAAUACACAUUAUGAUUUUUGUUUUUAAAUAGGUUAUAAUAAUAUAUAACCUUUUAUUAUGAAUUAUACAUAAAGACAACAAUUUAUAUAUAAAUUUAUGGUUAAUAAAAUGUUAUGCUCUAUUUAUGAAUUGAUCAGAAGAAACUCUAUGUAUGUAUUUAUUUUUAUACGCCAACAUUUUCAUGUGGAUGUAUUAUGCCGUCGCCCCUGUCUGUCCACAAUUUGUUUGUUGACAAUCUACAGGUCACAACUAAGAUCUUGGUUGCUUUCGAUAUUCGCGCAUAUCGAGUCAUAACUUCCUGAAUUAUGGCUCCUGAUUGUACGAAAAAUCACGUUUUUAGCUUGUAGUCCCUCUAGAAGUCACAAUUAUUAUCUGAAUUAAAAAAAAAGUUAGAAUAUAUAACCGUUACACUGUAAUGUAGGUUGAGUUCAAAUUUCGUGAAAAUUGGAUCAAAACUGCUGCACAAAAUGGCCAUCCCUCAUACGCAAAUAGUGUAAAAAUAUGGUAUAUCAAGGUUGUUGACCUUCUAGAAGCCACAUUUUUGAUGAAACUUUAAAUUUAUAUUUAUCUCACAAAGAUCUUGGUUCCUUUCGAUAAUCGUGCAUUGUGGCCCCUGAUUAUAUUAAAAACCACUUCUUUUUUUGAGCAUGAUCUCUGUCCAUCUCUUGCAAAAUGUGGGCGUAUCUUGCAUGGCAACUGCUUGUUAGCCUUCAUUGUUAAUUGAUACUAUUGUAAAACUCAGAAGUUUUAUUAAUUAUAUUUGUCAA
Messenger RNA from Patella vulgata (common limpet), 3789 nucleotides. Its product is annotated as zinc finger protein 354A. NCBI's taxonomy places the organism in Eukaryota, Metazoa, Mollusca, Gastropoda, Patellidae. The coding region runs from base 85 to 2412 and encodes 775 amino acids. The record is from RefSeq and is a predicted model, not a curated record. The transcript has a single exon.